AUGAUUCACGAUAUAAUUCUAUCUCUUCUUUCCGAUAAAGAAUCAAAAGUCAUAAAAGAUUUAAUGACUUUGGAAAUUUCAUCAAACUUUAUUCAUCCUGCUGAAAUGAAAACAUUAAAAGAUAUCAGCAAGAUAUCAAACUUUUACCGAGAAAUAAAGAAAUUUAUUUCUCAGUAUAGUACAUGUGCAAAUGAGAACUCACGCAUUACCCUUGAAAUCGAAGCAAAUCCUCUUCCUCCCGGAUUUUAUCUUCAAGCCUUCGCUAACGGAUUAGAAGAUGCAAUGGAAUUCUACAAUGAUACUGUCAUGGAUCUUGAAAAGAAAUUCCUUCGAAAGCCUACACUCAGUCUGAUGUUUAUUUUUCACGAACUUGAAAAGUUUCGUCCUCUUUUUGAAUUCGCAAUUCGAUUCAUAAAUGGAUUAAAAUCUCAACGUCUCUUUGGAUGUCAAAUUCUGCAAUAUCUUCAAGAUCAUGCGAUGCAUGGUGACAGUUCCAUCAUGAAAUUUGUUCAAAUUAUUCAAAAAUCGGUUUACAUGGUGUUCAUUCAACAACUUUGUCAAUGGGUAAUGUAUGGAAAGUUCGUUGAUAUUUAUGGAGAGUUCUUCAUUUGCCACAUCGAAGAAAAUCAUGAUAAACAUCCAACGUUGAAUACACAAUAUUCAGCAACAACUUUCCAUUCAUCCGAACCGAGUAUUAAUCUUGAUUUGUGGCAUUACGAAAUAAAUUAUGAAAUGCUUCCCAUUUACUUUCCAAAAUCAUGGGCAGAAAAAGUUCUUUUCAUAGGACAAACGGUUCUUAUGUUCAACUCAGAUGCAAGAGAAACAGAGAAAAAUAUGCCGGCAGAAUCUUCUGAGUUUAUUGAUGCACCUGAAAAGCAUACAGUGUGGGGUGAUCGAGAGCAAAUAUUGUUUGGAAAGUUUCACAUUCUUCAAGAUAUUGAUAAACUUACAGUUCUAACAUUUGAGAAGAUUGUAGAUGAGAUAAAGUUGUGUGUCACGGAGCAUUUAAGUGAUAUUACAGUCAUAGAAGCGGAUCUCGUGAAACAAUUAAAACUUAUCAAAGAUUUUUAUUUGCUUGGUCGUGGUGAGCUUUUCUAUGAGUUCAUCAAAGCAUUGAAACCUUUGAAAUCGAAAAAUCUUGGUGAUGAUAAUGCUCGUGCUAUAAACCAAGCAUUUCAAUUGGCAGCUACGAGUGUCAACAUCAUCGAUGAGACUGAACUUUUUUAUUUUGAAGUCAUCAAAAAUAACGACAAAAGCAAGGAUGAAAAUGGCCAAUCGAUCAUCCUUGAAGCAACAAAUUUCUUUGAUUCAGUUUUUCUUCGAUACAAGAUCAAAUGGCCACUUCAUUUACUCUUCUCACCAAAAGUUCUUGAACAUUAUAAUGAAUUGUUUCGGUUCCUAAUAAGAAUUAAAAAGACUCAACACGAUCUUCAUUUGGUUUGGUGUCAUCAUCGUGAAGAGAAAAUCGAGAGAAGCAGCGAACUUCUACAGUUCAGAAACAAAUUAAUGUUCAUCGUUGAUAAUCUUCAAUAUUAUCUUCAAGCUGAUGUUCUUGAAAGCCAAUUUAGUAUCAUGAUGGAUAAACUUCGUGAGACAAAAGAUUUUGAACAAAUUCAACGCGCUCAUAGCUGCUUUCAAGCUAACAUUCUCGGUCAUUGUUUUCUACUAGAGUCAGCCCAACCAAUGACACGAUCUGUGAUCGGAAAUAUGUCAACAUCAACAACUAAUCCAGUUUUCGAUAUCCUUGAUAAGAUUCUUUGUCUUACCGACGAAUUCACUGCAUUUACUUACAUCGUUUCGAAUCCAAUGUGCGAAAUUGACAGACAAACUUUUUACAUAUUCGAAGAUACUUUCUCAGAACAAGUUUCGUCUCUUCUUAAAUUAUUGUCAAGUCUUCAAACAAGUGCACAACCAUUAGCACAACUUCUCUUAAGAUUAGAUUUUAACUAUUGGUUCAGUACGGAAAUUGAAAGUAAAAAUAAUGUUCAAAAAUAUUGA
This is a messenger RNA of Clunio marinus, 1998 nucleotides long. Lineage: Eukaryota; Metazoa; Arthropoda; Insecta; Diptera; Chironomidae. The record is from the annotation of a GenBank genome assembly.